Molecule: messenger RNA, 912 nt
Organism: Pochonia chlamydosporia 170
Lineage: Eukaryota; Fungi; Ascomycota; Sordariomycetes; Hypocreales; Clavicipitaceae
Product: NAD binding domain of 6-phosphogluconate dehydrogenase domain-containing protein
Exons: 1
Coding region: 1-912 (303 amino acids)
Molecular function (GO): NADP binding; oxidoreductase activity, acting on the CH-OH group of donors, NAD or NADP as acceptor
Source: RefSeq, a predicted model, not a curated record
AUGUCUUCGGAACAAACUGUCUCUGUCCUUGGUCUAGGGCUUAUGGGCUCUGCCCUCGCAAAAGCCCUGGUUCAGAAUGGAUGGAAAACUACAGUUUGGAACCGUUCUCCAGAAAAGGCUCAACCUCUUGUUGAACUCGGUGCCUCCGCAUCGACAACUGCUGCAGAUUGCGUCCGGGCGAGCCGUGUUAUUAUUACUUGUGUGAUGGAUCCUGCUGCUCUCCAGGGAAUCCUCAAAACUCUUACACAAGAAGACUGCAAGGGCCGUAUUCUGGUGGACUAUACGUCGGGCGUUCCUUCAGAAAUGCGCAAAUGUGAAGAUCAAGCACUCGCGCUGUCCUUGAAGUAUUUUCACGGCGCCAUCUUAACAAUGCCUUCACUCAUUGGCAUGUCAACUUCAACUCUCCUUCAUAGCGGCGCCGAUGAAAUCACCUUCGAAUCUAUAAAUCCCGUUUUAAAAGCGUUCGGACAAUCGAUCUAUCUUGGACAAGACGCCUCCUGGGCCACUCUGCAGGAGGGUAUUCUGGGCUGCUGCUUCUAUGGCUUUGCGGGGGGAUUUGUCCAAGCCAUGGCACUUCUAAAAUCGUCGAGCUUUUAUGUUCCUGGUGGUGCUCAGACACUCAUGUCUCAAGGAAUUCUGCCCUUGCUUACUGAACAGUUUCCACAUAUCUUUGCAGACUUGGCUAGGCAGAUUGAUGAACAAGCCUAUGAUAGUGAGGGUAAUGGAAUCAGAUUGGAUACACUGAAGAGUUCUCUGGAGCAGCUUAUAAGGGUCAACUCAGAGCAAGGGCUAGUAAGCAAUGCAUUUGAUCCAAUGCUCAGUUUAUUAAAGGCAAGGAUAGCACAGGGCGGAGCGGCCGAGGAGAUGAGCGGGCUUGUAGAAGCCAUAUCGAAUCCCCCAAAACAAACAUAA